Messenger RNA from Hippocampus comes (tiger tail seahorse), 1769 nucleotides. RefSeq names its product NIPA magnesium transporter 2 (gene nipa2). The transcript is spliced from 6 exons. Gene Ontology annotation, biological process: magnesium ion transport. Gene Ontology annotation, cellular component: membrane. Bases 232 to 1314 code for a protein of 360 amino acids. Gene Ontology annotation, molecular function: magnesium ion transmembrane transporter activity. Lineage: Eukaryota; Metazoa; Chordata; Actinopteri; Syngnathiformes; Syngnathidae. The record is from RefSeq and is a predicted model, not a curated record.
CUUCCCGGUAGUAAUGAGCGCUGGAACGAUGGAGGUGGAUGCUGUGAUGGUUUCAACGCGGCCGUGGGUGUGAGCGCUCCUCGGCCCGUUGUCGUGGAGUGUCCGUAGAAAGGCGUGUGGCUCGACUUGAGCUGCGCCUCUGGCCUGCAGAGACUUCUUCACUGCCUGGUUGUCAAUGUAACACAGGAGAAAAACAACAACAGCAACAGCAGCAGCACAUCCGGCCUUGGAAUGGCUCAGGACCGCGGCAAGUACGACUUCUACAUCGGCCUGGCUCUGGCUGUCAGCUCCAGCAUCUUCAUCGGCGGCAGCUUCAUCCUCAAGAAGAAGGGCCUGCUGCGUUUGGCCAGGAAGGGAUCCAUGCGAGCCGGUCAGGGCGGCCAUGCUUAUCUCAAGGAGUGGCUCUGGUGGGCUGGUUUACUUUCAAUGGGUGCGGGUGAAGCCGCCAACUUUGCAGCGUAUGCCUUCGCCCCCGCCACUCUGGUCACGCCUCUGGGCGCCCUCAGCGUGUUGGUCAGCGCGGUGCUGUCGUCGUACUUCCUGAGCGAGCGCUUGAACCUUCACGGCAAGCUGGGCUGUCUGCUCAGUGUGCUGGGCUCCACGACCAUGGUCAUACACGCCCCCAAAGAGGAGGAGAUCAGCAGCCUGGAGGACAUGGCGCGAAAGCUGGUCGACCCAGGCUUCUUCAUCUUCGCCACGGCGGUGGUCACGGUGGUGUUGGUGUUGAUUUUGGCGGUGGCCCCACGCCACGGUCAGACCAACAUCCUGGUGUACAUCAGCAUCUGCUCGCUCAUCGGCUCGCUGUCCGUGUCGUGCGUCAAGGGCCUUGGCAUCGCCAUCAAGGAGGCGCUGGGCGGCGUCAAUGUGGCGCGCGCCCCCCUGGCCUGGCUGCUUGUGGUGGGCCUGCUGGUCUGCGUGGGGACGCAGAUCAACUUCCUCAACAAGGCGCUGGACAUCUUUAACACGUCCCUGGUGACGCCCAUCUACUACGUGUUCUUCACCACUUCCGUGCUAACCUGCUCGGCAGCGCUCUUCAAGGAGUGGCAGCACAUGGGCGCGGCGGACGUCAUCGGCACAUUGGCCGGCUUCCUCACCAUCGUGGUGGGCAUCUUCCUGCUGCACGCCUUCAAGGACGUCAGCGUCAGCUUGGCCACGCUGGCCGCCGCCGUGCGCAAGGACCAAAGGCACGCCAACGGCGCCUACGCCGACGCCAACGGCACGUACCAACUCCUCCACAGCAACGCCGACGUGGACGAAGAGCGCGAGACGCCGUUCGACGCCGUCUCCAGGCGCAAUGGGACCUUGGUGUCGUAGAGACAAUCUGGUCCAAUGGAUUCUACUUGUUUUCCUUUGCCUUACUUUCCCCCCCUUGUCUCUUUCCAUUCAGUUGUAGCACUGGGGGGGGGGGGGAUGGCUGUGUUGGGAAUCACUACUGUCCACGAUGGCACUGUGGGAAACCUUUUUAUCGUGGGCCCCACACGCAAGGAGGAAGUUAUGAAGUGAAGAUCAUGAACUUGACCUCCAUGUAUGGCGCAUAUACAAUUGCCCUUCCAUUUAUACAGUUCAGGAAAGUAAUCAAGAAAUCACAGCCAGUUUCUCAAGAUUUUGCUGUGGAGCAAUACAAUAGUUCUCUGCUAUUCACCGGAGAUGAAGAUGAGGCCAGCCUGCAAACAGGGAAAAUCUCUGUAUAAUCAACACCCAUCAAAAUUUAAAAAAUCAAUUAAAAAAAAAAGAGAAUUAUUAAAAAAAAAGUACAAUAAAUAAAUCUG